Eimeria maxima is the source of this 6804-nucleotide messenger RNA. Its product is annotated as PRPF39 protein, related, related. Gene Ontology annotation, biological process: RNA processing. Bases 1 to 6804 code for a protein of 2267 amino acids. The transcript is spliced from 16 exons. The record is from RefSeq and is a predicted model, not a curated record. NCBI's taxonomy places the organism in Eukaryota, Apicomplexa, Conoidasida, Eucoccidiorida, Eimeriidae. Gene Ontology annotation, molecular function: protein binding.
AUGUCUUCUCUGCAGCCGCAGCGGCUGUGCCAGCUAGACACCCCUAGGACUCGAGGGCAGAUGGAGGCUACUCAGUGUUUCGGAGUGGAGCUGCACUUCGUUCUACCGGAACGGUCCAGCAGCUGUAGUUGCAAGGUGUCUGUUGCAAGCAUAGGAAGAAAUGCGGUCUUAUAUUGCGCUGCUCGUGCGCUGCAGCUGCCAUUCUCUCUUGGCUACCUGCAACAGCAGUGUGCUCCCCCUGCCCCCGUUGACUGGGAGGCAGCAGCGAAGCAGUACUGUGCCUACCGGGCCCCACAGUCACAGCCACAGUCGCAGUCCGAGCAGCAGCAGCAGCAGCGGCCGGAAGACUAUGGGGGGAAGAGGAAAAGAGCGACGAAGGGAUUUAAAGAAAUGCCCCAUGAAACAGCCGAGACGGACGACGUAACCCCUCCCGAUUACCAGACACUGGCUUAUCGAUGCGGAGAAGACGGAGUGCCAGGGGACAACAUUGGCUUUCUUCUUAAGCGAGCAGACCAGGCCCCCUAUUCUUACGAGGCGCUACAUGACCUUGUUUGUGCCCUGUCUGCUGCUGGCCCCGAGAGGCUGGAGGACUACGAAAGCGCCUUGGAGAGGCUCUUGGAUGAAUAUCCUCUUCUUUUCGGCUACUGGAAAAAGCUCGCGAGGCUUCAAUGCCAGCUGAAAGGAGAUUGGACCAAAUGCGACGAGGUGUUUGAGCGCUGUUUAGAGUUUGUGGGCCACAACCCGCUGGUAUGGACAGCGUACCUGGAGUGGGCGGGAGCACACUGGAAGGCGUGGCCGCUGUGGCAGAACAUUUUGGACUGGGAGGAAGCGGAGUUGUUUGCUGCGAGAGAGAAAGUGAUUGCAGCAGAACAGGGAGCGGGGGCCCUUGAGGCUCAGGAGGACCAGACAGAUAACGCGAGCAACAGCGAUUCGCCACCACUGAGCGGUUUCAGUAGCCUUGUGGAGAUAAACAGAGAGCAAAUGCUGGCAGCCCUGCAACGCCUGCUGCGGACCCCUUUGGAGUGCUCGGAUUUGGUGUGGGAACGGCUAAAAGCCCUCGUAGAGAGAGGCAGCAGCAGCAGCAUCAAAAGCCGCCGGGGUCCCCGGCCUGGCGUGCAUGCUGAUGGAGACGGGUCCAUUAAGGGGGCCUCGACCCUCUUCGAUGUUUAUGAUCUUCUUGCUGACGAGCUGCUGCCAGAGCUGCUGCAGCGGCUGCGGCAGCAAAAGUCCUCUACCCUCGAAGAACUACAACUCUCACCGGAAAGAGCUGGCGCGGAGCAGCAACCCAAAUCAGACGAUCCUGCUGCAGCAAGAGCAGCAAUUAAAGAAAGAGUAUCCACGCUGGCAUCCGUAAACGCAGUGGAGAGAGAAUGCUGGCAGCUGAUGAGAGAAAACCUCGACGCUACGCUGGAAAUGGCUGCUCUGAGACAGCCGUUUGAAAAAGCGCGCCGUUGCUUGGAGGUGUGCGCUUCUUACCCUGAGUUCUGGCUGCGCUGUGCUCGUCAGCGCAGACGAAGCAACCAAGAAGAGGCGCUGCAGCUGCUGCAUUUUGCAACAACGAAAGUCUUGAAACGCCGGGACAUGGCUUGCAUAUACGCCUCGCAGCUCGAGGCCUGCGGCCGUCUCAAAGAAGCAGCAAAUGAAUUCGAGGCGCUCGUGAGGCCUCCUGUGGACCCGGCUUCCCUCAAGUAUUUUGUGGCGCUGCUGCAGUUCUCUCUGCGCCACCCGCCUGAGACAGCAGCAGACAGCCUCAGCCACGCGCUGCUGCUGUUGGAAGAAGCAGCAGAAAAAUAUAGAGAUGAUGGACCCUGUGCUGAGCUGCUGCAUAUCUACAGAGCGAAGCUCGUGGCCUUUCACGGGGGUGACACAAAAAAAGCGCUCUCUAUCCUCUCUAGAGCCAGAGACGCUCUUCCGAGGAGCCUCCCUUUGCUGCUGCUGCAGCUGCGGUUGCUGCAGCAGCAACACGCUGGAGACCCUGUGAAGAUACUUGCCGCAUGCAGACCAAUCUUGGCUGAAGUCCUCUCCAACCCAGACUCCGACGUGUGGCUCCGGUGGCAGGUGCUGAAGCUGCAGAUCCAUUUGUAUGAAUUCUACGCAGCCCCAACAGAAACUCUCUUCGCAGCAAAAGAAGCAGCCACCACCUUUUUGGAAAGGCACAGGCAGGAGAUAGCUUCCCUUGCUGCUUCAGCAGAGCUACGGAGGCUGCCACAGAAGAUGCUGCUGCCGUAUGGAGACAAGGAGGAGGAAGGCGCUGCUGCAGCAACGGGAGCAUCGGCGGCUAGUUGGUCCAACGAGGACCCGCAAGCAAACGCAGAGUGUAUCUGCGGCUCGAGUCCUUGUUGCAUGCACUCAUUAGCAGCAGCAAACUGUGGUGCUAAUGCUGCUGCUGCUUGUCCACCCUGCAAUCACUUUCUCUCUCCGUUACCCAAGCGUGAGACCCCGGAAGCAGCAGCAGCAGCAGCAGCACAAGGUGUGGAGUCUCCAGUGUGGCCGUGGCUCGGUGCUCACGCAGUACCAAAAGCCUCUACCUCACCUCCAGCACUCCCACCAUCAUCAUCAUUAGCAGCAGCUGAGCCAUGGGAUGCGGCUUCUCCCUCUACGAUGGCCAUCACGGCUUUCAGUACUCCUGCUGCUUUUGCUGCUCUCUGCAACAAUAUUGCUGCCUUCUGCGGUUCUAGGCCUCCGCUGUCGCCACACCCUCUCUUUCUUCCUUUUGCACAGGAGUUGCAACAGCUGCAGGAGCGGCACCAGUUGCAGCAGCAGCAGCUUCAACAUGCCACCUGCCCUUCCGCUGCCGCUGCUGAGGCAGUUGCGCCUCCGGGAGAACCACAGCAACAGCAACAUCAACUGCAGCAGGAUCCACAGGAGGAGCACUUGAAACCUGAAACACAGCAAAAGUCUGAAUUGCUGGAUGUUUUGCAAGAGGCACUGCAGCAGCAAGAGAUGCAGCAGAGAAAUGAACUGCGGCAGCAAGCGAGCGAACAGUUCCCGUUACAGCAGCAAACCCAGCAGCAAACCAUAAGGUGCGGGGCACAGCAGCUCGCGAAGGAGGAGGGAGGGGAGGAGGAGCAGCAACAACAUCUUGGUCCUCCUGAGGAUCUAGCCGACGAUAACGUGCCUAUUCAAUUUUGCUUGGGCAGGAGAGCAAGAGGAGAGUCGGAGGGAAGUGCUGCUGCUGCUGCCACUGCCACAACGAUGCCAUUUUUGGCGUUGAAUGAGGCCAGGCAACACCACCAGUCUCCAUCGAGCAGGAGCAGCAGGAGCAGCAGCAGCUGCUGCUGCUUCACUCCUCAGGCUGGCCUGCAGAGCCCUAUGAGCAACAGCAGCGUCAUCGCAGGCCAAACGAACAGCAGCAGUGGCAGCAGCAACAACAUGUCCAAGCGGUCAUGUGCAGUUUCUCCUACAGAAAUGGCUGCUGCAUCUAAUGAGCUGUCUCCAUCUGCGUCUGUCGCCCCUCUCUGCUCUCAAGAAAAAAAAACAGAAGUUGCUUUGGCAGGUGCAGCAGCAGCUGCGGAUGCACGGGGAAAUGCUGAUUCAGGUUCUUGGAAGUGUGGAAAAGGCGAGGGUUCAACGGAAGGAGCAAAGGUUAGGGAGCAGCAGCAUCAGCAACACCAGCACCAGAACCAGGAUGUAGAAGACCGAGGGGUUCCUCUUCCUUUAUCGACUAGCAGCAGUGGGACGAUAUCGACGGCGGCUUCAGUAUCGGCCACAGCAGCAGCGGAGUCAGCGGAGGAAUCCCAGGAGGGAGCAACGGCAGCAGCGGCCGCAGCAACAGGAGCAGCAGCAGGAGCUUUCCCUCGUCUCCUGUCUCUAAAGCAACUUGUGGGGAGGCAUAUCGCCGAAGCAGGCAAGGGGAUGUCUUUCAUGCACUGCUUCUCCCUGCAAAACUUGCGCGUGGCGUUGGAGGGGGGUGACUUGGCUCCUAUAUCUUUCCCGCUGGAUGAACUCCCCUUCAGUGAAGUGGCUGCUGCUCUGUGCAGAGAAACACCAGCAGCAGCAGCAGCAGAUUCGGCGGCAGCUGGUCCAAGAGUCACGUCUGCAGCCGCUUCUACCCAUGGAGGGGCGGGGAAAGCCUUACGGACGCCACCUCCAGCAACAACAGCAGCAGGAGCGGCAGCGGGAACAGCAAGGAGAAGGGACUUCCGGCUGUCGUCGUACCUACCGGGUCUUGAAGCGCUUCAGCAAGACUGGCUGGCGUUUGCUGCUGCUCGCAUCUUUGUUUUCUCCCUCUGCGAUUUGCUGCACAUACACCCCGAAGUUGCCUUUACAGCAGUGAGGUAUAUGGGGUGGCUGCUGCUGGAGUGGUACACUUGGCAGCCCCCUGCAGACCUCCUCUUUCCCGCCGCUGCUCCUGGACCUGGACCAGACUCCGCGGCAGCAGAAAGCCCACCACAGAAAUCAGCCGAGGCACUGCAGCAGCAGCCAAACGACACAGCAAAACAAGCAGCAGAUAGGGCUCGAGUCGCCCGCGUGUUGUGGGGAGUUUCGCCGCCGCCGGGGUGCGCUGGCACCAACAACAAUAAAAACAACCGCAGCAGCACCACCAACAGCAGCUGUGGCACUGGCAGCAGCAGAAACAGCGGCAAAGGGCGGACAAAAGGGAGCAGCACGUCCAGCGGCAGCAAUAGCAGCAGCAACAGCAUGGCCAACAUCCACCCGCUACCUGUGUUGCUGCGGCUCGGGUGUCUCUGCACUUCUCUGGCCCUUCGGCAAAAUGAAGUGACUCCUGGCUUUGAUGCAAGACAGUUGACUACCUACGCAACAACUGAGUACUUGCAGCAGCAAAACACUAAGUCUGCUGCAGCAGCAGCAGCAGCCGCAGCUGCAGCAGCUGCUGCAGCAGCUGCUGCAGCAGCUACUGCAGGUUCUGCAGGUGCUGCAGGUGCUGCAGGUGCUGCAGCUGCCAACGUCGCUGUUGCUCACGCUGCAGGGGCGCGGCAGGGAAAGCAAAGGCAACACCAAAAGCGCCAACCGCAGCGGCAACAACACCAGCAUCAGCGUCAGCAACAGCAACAGGAACAACCGCUGACAACCCUUGCGCGACUCCCGCUGUUGCGACAUACAUGCUCCCCCCACCAGUGUCCCGCUUUCUGCCAAGAGCUAGAGAUGAUGGAUCAACAAUUGCAGCAACAGCAAUUGCAGCAACAGCAGCAGCUACUGAGCCAACAGCAACAGCAACUAAUGCUACAGCGCGAGGAGGACAAGCCGACAACUUGGCUGCCCUUUCCCCUCACCGGGUGGCUGGAAUUGCAUGCGUGGGCGUGCAUUAGCAACUUCAGACCAAGACAUAAACCAGCAGCAGCAGCGACAGGGGACAGUGGACAACCAGCAACUGCUCCUGCUGCUGUGGUGGGUGACGGAGACAUUGCCGCUCAAGCCACCAGCAACAACUUACUGCGGUGGCUUAUCGAGGCCAUGAAGCUGCGCAGCAGCAGGUACGGAGCGCAAUGGCUGCUGCUGCUGCCUGGAUCGUGUAGCAGGUGCUGUUGCAGCGGUAGCUGCAGCAGGAGCAACACGACAGCUACCAGCAGUACCAGCGGUAGCAGUUGCAGCAAUGGCAGUAGGGACAGCAGCCCCUCCGUAAUUCCAGACGAGAGUUCAGGGGACACAAAAGAGGAUAUGCAACAACAACGAGCUUCCCCUGAGGAGCAACAGCAGAAGCAAACACUUGCAGCAACUGCAGCAUCACAGUGUUGCGUGCCUUUACUUCUUCCUCCUCUGCUGCCAGCAGCUGCACAGACUGACUUAAGGGGCGGCAGCUAUCUGCCGCAGUUGCUUUUGAAGCUGCUGGUCUCCUCUCCGCAUCCUGCUUCUGUUUUCCUCUCACCAGCUGUACAUGCAGUUGGCGUGCUGUUGCUGCUACUGCACAGCUAUCGCAACAGCAGCAGCACCAAAGUGCAGCAACUUCUUCGAGCAAUUGUAGGGGAGACACUGUUGCAGAAAGCCAUUGCCGCACUGCAGUCUGUUGCUGCUGCAAUUGCCCUUGCUGCUUCUCCCAGCAGCAGCUCGUGCAGCAAAUGCGGUUGCUGCUGUCCGCUGCCUCUUCCGGUGCAGCACACUCUGCUGCAGCUGCUGCUAAAUGAGAGAAUCGGGAGGUUGCCAUCGCGUAUCGCUACAGCGCGGCGUGCUGCAGCAACAGCUCCAGCUGCAGCUGACGGUGAUUCGCUGGGUGCUACUGCUGCUUUAGGGCACGAAGACGACAGCGGCGGCAGCAGCAAGAGGAAGAGAAGGGCUUUAUGUAGCAGCGGCAAUUUAAACUCGUCCCGUUGCUGCCUUAAUUUCGCUUCCGAUGCGACUUCAGAAGCCGCCUCUGAAGGAACUGCUACUACUGCUGCUACAGCAGAGGAGCUAAAGCUGCACCAAACCGGCAGCAGCAGCAAACGACCAGCCCCCCAAAUCCUUAUUAUCGCUGAAGACAGUCCUUACCCAAGAAGCGUUUACACUCAUUGCGGAACGACAGGCUGCAGCAGCACUCCUACAGCAGCAGCGCACCGACAGCAGUACAACGCCAGCCCAUUUUCUCCUUGGGCAAAUUGGAGUGCGUGGCAGCAACAAGCCUAUCAGCAGCAGCUCCAGCAGCAAUACGCAGCCUUGGGAUUCGACUGUUCCCAGCUGUACAACUGCUACAACGGGGCGAUGCAGCAGCAGCAACAGCACAUGAUGAUGGCAGCAGCUUACGGGCAUCAGCAGCCAAUGGAUAGCACAAGCACCCUUGGGGGCUGGACGACAAGCAGUGCAGCGGCGGCAGCAGCAGCAUCAACAUCAGCAUCCGCGGCUUCGUGUUUGUCAGGCAGCACCUUAUGA